This is a messenger RNA of Pseudophryne corroboree (corroboree frog), 8697 nucleotides long. RefSeq names its product NALCN channel auxiliary factor 1 (gene NALF1). Gene Ontology annotation, cellular component: plasma membrane. Gene Ontology annotation, molecular function: stretch-activated, monoatomic cation-selective, calcium channel activity. The transcript has 3 exons. NCBI's taxonomy places the organism in Eukaryota, Metazoa, Chordata, Amphibia, Anura, Myobatrachidae. The coding region runs from base 1234 to 2418 and encodes 394 amino acids. Gene Ontology annotation, biological process: calcium ion import across plasma membrane. The record is from RefSeq and is a predicted model, not a curated record.
CAGAUGCUGCGGGAGUCUGUGGAUCACACAACUUGCAUGCAGGAAAAUAUUAUUACCAGAUAGAAAAAUACUGAGAGAAAUAAUUAGCGUGAAUGCACAGCUAGGAAAGCACAGACCUAUACAAUGCACCUUGCUGAACCCGGCAGCUGUUAUGACACAGACAAGCAGGGUUACACAGACUCUGUCACCACCGGUGGAGGGGAAACAAUCCAUAAUGUACAUGUAUAGAGGAAGAGAGCAGUUGCAUUGUAAUCAAUCACUGCGUUCUCUCAGUGAGGUAUUGCGUAUUGCGUGACACAUUCUAGCAAGAUAUAUUGGAGUAUAUGGAAGGCUGCAGACGGUCCUCCCGGGAGAACUAAUGCCGCAUGCAAACUUUGCAUCCGAGCAUUAACCAGAGAAUUGUCGGUCAUCUCACUGACAUCAGGAUCCUUGCCUAUAAAGCAGGGAUCACUCAGCGCCUAUGUAUGUAAAUACUGCCGCAGUAGCGAUGACAGUGAUAGUCAGAGUAGCGUCAGUAGCCAUGUAUACUGCACCGUGCCAGGACCUUGCUAGCAGGAACCCUUUGUUUUAGCGAGUCCCACAGUCUCCGGGUGAUCCGUCUUCCUCCUGUGCCUCCACCUCUCCAUCUCCUCAGCCAGCCCAGCAGCGCUGCCAAUGCGCCAGGAUAGAGCCAUCUCGGUGCCGGGGAUGACGCAGAAGAGCGAGCUCCCCCCAAAAAGUGUUUCAGGACGAAGAUGGCGGCAACUUAGCGCAGGACCAAGAUGACUGAGGCCAUCAGGAGGCAAAACGCAGGGUAUUCCGCCCAGUGUGCUAAGGAGAAAACACCUGGCUGAAGCCAGCAGCCCACCAGUGCGUCCUGCUGCUGCUGCUGCGAGCUCUGCACGGCGGGAGAAAGGGGAAAGGCUCUGCGGAAAGGGAGAGACGGCGGCAGCGCGGCCAGGGGGGAAGGAGGCAGCAUGCAGCAGCAGCCAGUGCUCCUCAGGAUGGGUGACCGCGAUCUGACCAUGCCCGGGCUCCUCUCCGUUUCUCCCUCCAUUGGAUGGAUGUAGCUGAUCCCCAGCACUGCGAGAAGUCACAUCCUGCCGUAGGCGAACGCUGUGUACGGGGGGAGCGCACUGGGAGACAAGGAAGGCAGAGAACGAGCACACCAAUCCCCAAGUCAAUGAAUAUUGUGGUGACACUGGCAGAGGAGCCCUCACGGUGGAGUCGGCCAGGGCAGCGCCUUCCCAAAAUAUGACCAGGGGUGCUUGGAUGUGUCGGCAGUUUGAUGACAGCUUCAGAAUUUGCUUCGCACCCCGGGAGAACGAGAAACCCUUCACUGAGUCAGAGAGGGCUCAGAAAUGGCGACUGUCUCUGGCAUCGCUGCUGUUCCUCACCGUCCUGCUCUCUGAUCACCUGUGGUUCUGCGCGGAGGCCAAGCUGACCAGGACCAGGGACAAGGAACGGGGUCCCCCAAUGUCACCCAUCAUGGCCGCCCUAUCAGGGGGAGGACGGUCCCUCUCACCUACCCCCAACUCACCGUCUCCGCACAGCCUUAGACCGGGCAACACAGCUAUUUUUCUAGGAAAUUCUACCAAACCUCCAGUGUGGCGGCGAGAGACGUGUCACCCCCAUAGUCCGGCGGGUCAGUGCUUUAUUGUGGGGGAUGCGGAGUCUGUCUGUAGGAACUUGAGCGAGGGGGCGAGGAAUAAGCCCUCUCUCUUCCACUUCAGUCAUUUUUACCUACCCUUUUGUAAUUCCUAUACACUUUCGGAUUUGUUUUCCGGGCUCCAGAGUCCGGACACACACGCGGCCCUGAGUGGGGACGGAGCCGCAUGCAGGCGGUGCGUUCAGGAGUACAGGGGCCACGAUCAGCACGCUCAGGAGAAGUACCAUGAAUUUGAAAUUGUGCUGCAGAAAUACUUACAGUCUGAUGAGUAUUCUGUCAAAUCCUGCUCCGAGGACUGCAAGACUGUCUACAAGUCAUGGUUAUGUUCCCAGUCUUUUGAAGUCACACAAUUUGAAUGCAUUAACAAAAUUCCGUGCAAGCAAUACUGUUUGGAAGUACAGACACGAUGUCCGUUUAUACUACCAGAUAACGACGAUGUCGUCUAUGGCGGACUAUCAAGUUUCAUCUGUACAGGGCUGUAUGAAAACUAUCCAACCAAUGCAGAGCCAGAAUGCUGUGAUGUCAGAUGGGAAUUAUCAACAGAUAACGAAUCCAAAGGGACUCAAAAACCACAUGACUCAAUGUUGUGUCACAGGACGUCACUUACAGCUUCAUCAGCAUCCAGACUGUGUAACAGCAGACUGAAACUGUGUGUUCUUGUACUGAUACUAUUGCAUACUGUACUAGUAGUUUCAGCAGCACAAAACUCUACAGGACUGGGUUUUGAAAACAUAAGAAUUUUGGAAGACCAUUCAACAAAUGAGGAAUAAACAAUUGGAAAUAUUUAAUUGGAUAGACAAGGCACUGGCCCACUCCAGCAAACCGCAACAGUUACAUGUAAAAGAAACGAGGUGCUUGUACCUUACAACCAAUUUUUACAAGUCAGUGUGUGCAAAAAUGGUGAGAUGGGCCAGGAUCCGAACUUCAAGGACAAAAUGGGACAGCUUUUUAUUGACUAAAAGGCUGUAUGGUGACUUAAAUUUCUCACACCAUUUUAUACACUGUGUUUUAAUGUAUGGAUUUUUUGGUUUGAUUUUGCACUUGUUAAUACAGGAUUUUAUUUUUGGGAUGGUUUCUCAAAGCUAUACAAGUCUUUUCACUGUCUAUAUAUUUCUAGCCAUUGUCUGUACUCAUCUUUUAUGUCCUGUCAAUUUCUAGUCUUAAGGCAGAACUGCUAUGACUACAAACAUAGCAAAAAUAACAACAAUACCAUCAAGUCUGCCCAUAUUGUUUUACCCAUCUCCUUGAAGCAAAAAAACAAAAAUAAAAAAACUACGAAAAAACAGUAUCAUAACAAACAAUAACAGAGUCAGCUUAGUUCCAAAUGUGUAAUUAUGAGUAAUGGGUACACCUACAAUGUGGGGUGUUUCUAUCACUGUUGCACAAGUGAACUGAGUGGGCAAAUGCUGGGAGAGGGUAAAAAUAGUGAAAACAACACUCACAAGUUGGACAGUUAUCCCAUUUUUAUGUGCGCCUAUAACAAACUGUGUUGUUUCAGUUCCAAUUUAAACAAACAUGUCCAGUUUUUCACUGGUCAGUUGAACAGGAGCAGCCUUUAAAAUUCAGUAUGUUGAACCAGUUAAGCUCAGUGAGUAAUAAUAGUUGAAGGCCUUCACAUUGGAGGUUACAUUUUGCACUCAUUGUGAAUUAUGUUUUAAUUUCUGCUAUAGCUACAGUGUUUUUAAUCAAAGAAAACACUAUAUAUAUAUUUAUAUAUAGUACGUGUGUGUUUACGAAGAUCAUGAAGAUAUAGAAAGUGUUGCUUACAGGUCCCAGAGAGGCCUUUUUUUUUAUUUCUUAGUUUAUUUAUUCUUACAGUAGCUUGGUAAAAUGAAGAGGCCGACAUAUUCAGCUCAAAGUCAGUGCUGUGGUCAUUGUCUGCUCAUGGCUUUGAAGUGGUUUAAGAUUUUCUAGUAGAAUCGAAUCAAAUCAGUGUGCUGUACUAUCAGUAGAUAGAGAUAAGAGCCAGUAUUACGGCAUGUAUUAGCUGUCAUUUAUUGGCAACAUAAACUUGGCGGUGCAUUGGAGAUGCCCCAUCCCAGUCUUUGUGAGAAAGCAUUAAACUACGUUAUAAAUAAACCUACAGUAUGUGUCUCCAAGCAACAUGAGCAGAUUUAAAUAUAAAUAACUAUGGCAAGUUAGAAGCAAUGAAUAUUAACUUUGCUUAAUUCAAAAUUGAUUCUUUUUUUUAUAGUCCAUGUCCAAAAACUAGCGCAACAAAAGCCCAGAAAUGUGCAGGAUAACUUAUGUACGCAUCUGUGAAUGUCUGUUUAUGAAGUCUAUUUGUAGUCUCAAUGCGUGUAAGUGGAGGCUGCCCAUAAUAUAUAUAUAUAUAUAUAUAUAUAUAUAUAAAAUUUCUAUAUAUAUAAAUAUUUAUAGAUAUAUAGACAGUUAUAUAUCUUAGUAUUAAUAAUACGUUACACAGUUAAUUUUUGGUUGUUUGUGUUACAGUUUGUAGUAUUAUCAAAGGAAGGUAAAUUUAUAAGGGCUGUGAAAAUAAUGAAACUUCAUUUCCUUCCUAUUCUCUUUCUACACUUGGAAAGUGCACUUCAAAAAUGUUUGCUGUGUAGCAGGGAUAUGAAGGAAAGCAUUUUAAAAGCAAACACAACUUAUUUACUAUAAGUUUCCCCUUUUUAUACAGUUAUCUUUGUGUAAUCUACUGCCUGAGAUACAUCAGAAGAACCAAUACUAUGCAUUUUUCACUUUAAAAAACCUACUUACUCAUAAAAAAAUUGUGCUGAUACAUGAAAUUAAGGAAUUUCGACAUAAUAGCGCAAUAAGAAUAAAAUGCAUUGGGGGAAAAUAGCAAAAAAUUUAUUGUAGUUUAGCGCUGUGUUAUUUUAUGAACAAUUUUAAAGAGAUUUGUGUGGGAAUACAUGGUGCUUUUUAUCGUUGGUGGGGCAUAUUGUAUCUUCAUUUACAUAUUGCAAAUAUAAGACUUGUAGAAUGAAUAAUAUAAAAAGCCUUAAAUAAUGGUAGAAUGUAGAUUUUAGGUAGAAAGUGUAUUUAAAUAUAGUGGAGCAAUAACUGAGUGGGACAUUAGUUCUAUAGAAAAGAGCAAAAAGAGGUCGCAAUGUAUGAAAAGCACUUACCGGGUGAGCUCUUGUUCAACUGAUCUACUGUUUAAGUACCUGUAUAUAUGGUCAGUAAACAGUUUGUUAUAACCUUUAUCUACCUCUGCUGGGCAAAGGCCAAUCAACAGUCUUUUCUUUAUGUGUUGUGAUGGGUAUAAUACGUGUCAUGUCCAUUUCAUGUCCAUUCACCUUUUUACAUAUUGCAUCAUAACAGUAGCAAGGUCUUAUACAUCAUAUCAAUAAAUGGUACUUUGGAUUGUCAAAAUAAUACAGUAAUACUUUGGAAUACUGUGGAGCUGCUGUAUAUUCCUAUGGUUUUACUGGUAAAUAAGACUUUUUAGUUGGUUUACUUGUUUCUUUUGCACUUUUUGCUUCUGCGUAAAAAUGUGGAACAUUGAUUGUGUCAUUGUAUUGACAAAAUUGAUGCUUAUUUAUUAUAUUCUAAUUAUAUAAAAAUUAAUUAUUUUACCAUGGUUGGCCGCAUAUCAUUUCCAGGCACAUAUUACUGCAUGUCAGAUGCAUGUAAGCACUUGAUGCAAUUCCAUCAGCAUAGUAUACUAAUCACCCUCCCUUUAUGACGUUCUACUAAACCUGGAAAUCUUGUCUUUUUUUCUGCUCAUUUUUUAUGCCAUACGUAUCUAUUUAUACAGUUCACAAUAAUGUAAUUAAUAUUGGCAGUCAGACUUAAAAUUAUAUAGAGUAAGGAAAUAAUGUACUUCACAUAGAGUCAGUAUUAAAAAAUUGGUGCUUUUCCAUGGACAAAACAAAUCCAUUAAUACAUUAAUUGAUAAAUCAAUCUUAAAACUAGAAAUUGCCCAUAGAAAUUGGUAUCCAGACUAUGGAUAGACACUGUACUCUAGAUAGACAGUCAAGAGGUAGACACCAUAUAAUCGAUAGACAUUAGGUUGACAAGGUCAAAAGGUUGACAGGGUCAAAAGGUUUAUCACAGUUUUUUUUCAACUUGUGCUUGGUUUACCAUUCACAUGGACUACAAUUGGGAAUAGUAACCUGUACCAAGCACAGCGGUAGUGGAGUAAGGAACCUUGUCCAAAGCAUGGUGAGCAUCUAUGUUAUCACUUAUUGGGUCACAGGAGGUGAAACAUACAACAUGACACAAAAAACCCUAUAUUUUUGUGUUGACCAUUUCUCUGUUGACCUUUUGUACCUAUCAACCUUUUUUUACUGUCUACCUUUUACAUGUUGACCUUUUUUGACCAUGUUGACCUAAUGCCUGUCGAUCAUAUAUUGUUGACCUAUUGACUUUCUAUCUCAUAACUGUAGAUUUUCUAUACCACACCCAUAAAAAUUAGGUCUAGCUGUCCAACUGAUUUAUACCUUUUUAAUCAAACUAAAGAAAUAAACAACAUAUCUUUAUUUUGUUACUAAUAUUUUGGAGGGUUUUGUUAAUUGCUUUCCUCCUGAUGAUGUCAAUCAACAAACCUUUAGAUCUUAGUUAGAAAAGUUUCCCAGGUGUUAAGACCUCUAGGCUAGGUACAGAAUAACUAUGUGAUAUGAAUGUAAGCAAUAUUUCUCUGGUUAUACUGUUUGUUUAAAAUUUCAAUGCAAUUGUAUUCAAAGACAUCUCAUGUUGGCUCUUAGUUUAACAUUUUGCCUAUCUUUCAUGAAAAACUGAUGUCAGUUUAUUUACCUACAGUACUAUAAGCUUAUAUGUACGCACAUAAAGAGUUUUCAUUGCUAUGCAUAUCAGUCAUUCCUUAAUCUUUAAAUUAUAUUUGUGAUGCAAAUAAUAACUCUUUAUUAACCACUUCCACACUUAGGGUAGAAUUCAAAUAGCUGCAGAAAUUUAUUGUGGGCUAGUUGAUCCCAGAAGUCAGCCCACAGGUUACACUUAACUUUAUUUUUCAAGACCGAGUAGGUUUAAAAAAAAAAAUCCCUGUUAAAUAGCUUUUUUUUUGCGAGCCAAGGCAGUGUUAAUUUAUCCCGGGUUCUAUGUGUUAACACCAAAAAACAUAAUUUAACGAGUGAAGAAAAUAGGCUGCAAUUGAAUAGUCUUAAGUGAAAUAUCUUGAGGCUAACACCAUUCCCUGCCCCCACCCUCCCGUAAAAUUAUGAGGUAUAAUUGAAUUCACCCCUUAUUGAGGUUAUAUACUGUAUGACUCCCAAAAUCUGCUCUAGGUAGCAAAUACCUUUCUAUUCAGUAGCAUCUGGUGACGGAACCUAAAUGUAAAAUAUCUUCAAGAGCAGUUUUUCAGCAUAAAUAAUAAUUUAUUAUUUUUGUAUGAAAAUAUGAAACCAAUUCUCAAACCAGAAAAUAUAUAUAAUUUAUAUCUAUAAAAGUUAAAUAUAUAUUUUUUUAUGUGUUGCUGCAGUAGAAAUAUACUUAUGUAAGAAAUAUAUUCAUUUGCUGCUAGUGUAGCACAAAAGAGAGAGAAUGAAGAAAUAGCUCUGGAUUUCUAUAUUAUGUUUAUGCAGGAGAUUACAUGCACAUACAAAUAAAUAUUCAUACAUUUUAAAUGCGUACAUUUUUUGAGUUUACAUAAAAAAAUCCAUUUCCCAUUAAAAUCUGUCAUUUUUAUACAUUAUUUUACUGAAUUUUCCCAAACAAGUCCAAAGGAAAAAUUGAUUAUUGGUUGGCAUAUCAGGAUCUGACAUAUAGUUGCAUUUUCUCAAAAAGUAUAGCUUUGCAUGCCCAGAUAUUUGUCAAUUUCAUAAAUAACCGAUUAAAACUAAGGUAGUAUUCCCUGCUUUCCUUACAGGCACUAAAACAACCAUCCCAUAAACUUAUACCACCAACUGGAUGCGGUCAAUAUACCAACAGUUCAUUUCAUUUCUCACAAUACACCAACACAGGGAUUCGAAUUGGGAUUUCCAGCAAUACCUGUCUCCACUAUUGAUGUAACCCUAAAUAUCUUGAUUUCCCUACAUGUAAUACCUUGCCUUAUUUAAAAUGCAAUUUUCGACAGAAGCUAACAGUGUUUAUGGUCUUAUUUACCAGUUUUGAUUUCUCAUAAUAUAUGUUAUGCCUGAUGCCUUUUAUGUCUAAUCAACAAUUCCUAUAUCAUUAAUGCUUAAAUCUUAAUUGUAUGUCUGUUGUUUCUGUUCUGUCUUUUUAAUUCUCAAUCUGCUAUACCUUGUAUUUGCUUUUACUGAAAUGUUUUUUUUUUUAUAUUAAUUUCAAAGGAAUGGCUACUGCUGUAUAAUGUGUUUUCUUUUAACUAAGUACUUCCAGUGCAGCAGUGACACAUGCACUCCCUUUUGGAGACUGCUCUACAACUGCAAGCAGACAAGUACCUGCAUUUGAAAUUAAACAAUAAUAAUCAUGUAUGAUACAGUCAGAUUACAUUCCAUCCCUUUGCCAUUGGUAAUAUUUGUAUGGCACAGAUUUGAGCAUGCUUGAGUUGUUUGCAUCUUACUUUGCCAGAAUGAAUUUGCAUCUUGCACCCAUUGUAACCACUAUCCUUAACCACUUCCCUUCAUACUGUAUGCCUAUACAUACAUGAUUAAAAUGGUUAAAAACAAAACAAAAUACUAAACAAUAUUUCUGCAAAUCAUAAUAAUGGUUUUUAUUUUUGUAUACUUGUGGUACAGGUUAUUACCAUGUCUCCUAUGUCUUAUUUUCAGAAAUAGGGAAAAUCCACAUUUUUUGCAAUAUGUUAAUUCUGCUAAGCCAAAUGUCAUUCUACACAAUCAGAGCUAUAUGUUAUUAUUACUUAUUGGCAUUAACAUUGGUAUUACAUUAUACUGGGAUUUUUGUUCAUUAAAGAGACAGUAUUCAUUUUUAAAAUUUGGCAGCAGAAGGGUGUCCUUCUUAUAAUUAAUUUGGAAUAUUGAGCUUACUGGAAAAUCAAAUACAAAAACCUUAGAAACAGGUCAAUAGGCACAUUAAUUAGCAGUUAAACAUAAUACAUCAUUCUAUAUAAAGUUGCCUUUUGCAGCUAUAGAUUAGAACUCUCUUGUUUUAUUGGGAAACAAAUAACCCAGUAUGUUUAUUACAAUAAAAUUCCUAAAACAUGG